UAUAUAUUCAUGAUAAUUUUUUUUUAAACUUAAGGAAUUUCUAAAAUGGUAAUAGAAUUCUCUUCUAAUGCUGUUACACCACCAAUGCAUAUAUAUAUGGGAAGAGAUAAACAUGAAAAUGAGGAACUUAUUAGAUGGGGAUGGCCAGAAGAUGUAUGGUUUCAUGUAGACAAGCUUUCAUCAGCCCACAUAUAUUUACGAUUAACUCCAGGAAUGACUAUAGACACUAUACCGGAAGAAGUCCUUAAUGAUUGCAUUCAACUGACAAAAGCAAACAGUAUUCAGGGUAGUAAGCAAAAUCAUGUAAAUAUUGUGUAUACACCUUGGUCUAAUUUAAAAAAAACAGGAAGUAUGGAUGUGGGUCAAGUAGGAUUUCACAAUGACAAAGAUGUUCGCUAUGCUAUGGUAGAAAAAAAAUGCAAUGAAAUUAUAAAUCGACUAAAUAAAACAAAAGUAGAAAGAGAAAUAAAUUAUAGAUUGCUUAGAGAAGAUAGGGACAGAGAAGAGCGUACAAAAGAACGUGCAAAACAACUAGAAGAAAAAGCGCUUAAUAAGUUGAAAGAGGAGCAAAAAAGAGAGCGAGAAAACCUUACUAGCUAUGCAUCGCUUAUGGACGAGAACAAUAUGAGAUCAAACAUUGAUGAUCCAAUAGAUGAAGAUGAUUUUAUGUAACGUUUUUGUUGCUAAGAAUAUAAAUUACAUUAUCUCUA
Hydra vulgaris (swiftwater hydra) is the source of this 710-nucleotide messenger RNA. Its product is annotated as coiled-coil domain-containing protein 25. Lineage: Eukaryota; Metazoa; Cnidaria; Hydrozoa; Anthoathecata; Hydridae. The record is from RefSeq and is a predicted model, not a curated record.